AACAAACAAAAAUACUACUACUACUAUUACUACAAUUCACAAAGGGAAAAAAAAUAGUUCAAAUUACUGAAAAAGAAACAGGAAAAAUGUUUAGUUUUUCGGAUAACGUUAACGAUAUGUUUGCGAGGAGAUGUGUUUGGGUAAAUGGCCCUGUUAUUGUUGGUGCUGGUCCAUCAGGAUUAGCUGUAGGAGCUUGUUUGAAAGAACAAGGUGUCCCCUGUGUUAUAUUGGAAAGGUCUGAUUGUAUUGCUUCUUUAUGGCAAAAAAGAACCUAUGAUCGAUUGAAACUUCAUCUCCCUAAGCAAUUUUGUCAAUUACCCAAAUUCCCAUUUCCACAACAUUACCCUGAGUACCCUUCUAAGAGACAAUUCAUCGAAUAUCUUGAAUCCUAUGCCAGACACUUCGGAAUAAUUCCACAGUUUAAUGAAUGUGUGCAAUCUGCAAAGUACGAUGAGGUUUGUCGAUUGUGGAGGGUGAAGACUGUUUCAGCUUAUGGCUCUGAAGUUGAGUACAUUUGCCAGUGGCUUGUAGUUGCUACUGGGGAGAAUGCCGAGAGAGUUGUGCCUGAAAUUGAUGGACUCAAGGACUUUGGUGGUGAAGUCAUUCAUGCUUGUGAUUAUAAGUCUGGUGACAAAUUCAGGGGAAAGAAAGUUGUUGUUGUUGGAUGUGGAAAUUCUGGCAUGGAAGUGUCACUUGAUCUUUGUAACCAUGAUGCUCAACCAUCAAUGGUCUGUCGUAGCGCGGUUCAUGUUUUGCCAAGAGAGAUAUUUGGGAAAUCAACUUUUGAGUUGGCUAUGUUGUUGAUGUCAUGGCUACCACUUUGGUUAGUUGACAAGAUUUUACUCAUUUUGACAUGGUUUAUUCUUGGAGACAUUGAGAAAUAUGGACUAAAAAGGCCAUCAAUUGGACCAUUACAACUCAAGAACAGUCAAGGGAAAACCCCUGUUCUUGACAUUGGUGCUUUGGAGAAAAUCAGAGCAGGGAAAGUUAAGGUUGUUCCUGGAAUCAAGAAGUUUUCACGUGGCACCGUUGAACUCGUCACUGGUGAAAAACUUGAAGCUGAUUCAGUUGUUCUUGCCACUGGCUACUGCAGCAAUGUUCCAUACUGGCUACAGGAAAGUGAAUUUUUCUCCAAGAAUGGUUACCCAAAAGCACAAUUCCCUAACAACUGGAAGGGAAAAUCUGGUCUAUAUGCAGUUGGAUUCACAAAAAGAGGGCUGGCUGGUGCUUCUGCUGAUGCUAUUAGAAUUGCUAAAGAUAUUGGCAAAGUACACAAAGAAGAUCUCAAGCAGAAGAAGCAAAAAGUUCCAACACACAGACGUUGCAUCUCAACUUUUUAAUUAAAUUCAACCUAUGUUGCUCGGAUUCUUCAAAAAUGUCCACGGAUGAAUAAUGUAUUUUCGAAGAAUCUGAGAUGGACGCACCAUGAAAAGUGAAGAGUUUUCGACUGAACAAAUCAUAAAAGAAAGAAGACAAAAUUCCCUUUCUUUUUUUUUUAACUCAGGGGGAAUAUUAUUAAAGAAAGAGAUGUAAAUUAAUUGUGUAAAAAUACAUAUAACAAAAAAAGGCAGAAGAUGAUAACCAUAGGUUUCAGCCCUCUCCAAAAAAGGCCCAAGUUUUGCUACAGUUUGGGCGUUUUGUAUUCAAGGAUGUAGAGGCGAUUUAGUUUCCUCUUUUCUUUUAUUUUGUAUUGACAUUUUAUACACACAUGUACAAUCACUACUGAUGAAUUCAUUUCAAUGACAUAUUCCUUUAUGAGUUU
Solanum dulcamara is the source of this 1762-nucleotide messenger RNA. RefSeq names its product probable indole-3-pyruvate monooxygenase YUCCA5. The coding region runs from base 87 to 1340 and encodes 417 amino acids. The transcript has 3 exons. Gene Ontology annotation, biological process: auxin biosynthetic process. The record is from RefSeq and is a predicted model, not a curated record. NCBI's taxonomy places the organism in Eukaryota, Viridiplantae, Streptophyta, Magnoliopsida, Solanales, Solanaceae. Gene Ontology annotation, molecular function: N,N-dimethylaniline monooxygenase activity; flavin adenine dinucleotide binding; NADP binding.